AAUUUCUCACACCUCAUCUUAUCUUUCCUAUGUUGUCUAGCAAUUACUACUAUACUACUUCUACUACUACAACUAGAACUAGCUACCACACCACUAUUCCCACUACAACUAAUACCAUAAGUUGAGUUUCAAACAAAACUAUACUACGCCAUUGUUGAUUGUACCACCUAAACUUCUAAGACAACAACCUUUUAUUUUCUCCCUUUUCUCCUAAAAUUCCAAAUAGCCGAACAUACUUUUUUUAUAACACAUAUAUCAUUAUGCCUUCAAGACUCACCGAUGCUUUCAAGUCCCACCCAGUCCAUCUCCACCACAAACACCCUGACUUCAGCUCAUUGGAGGAGUUGCCGGACUCCUAUGCAUGGUCGGCCCAGCCGGAGGAGCAGCCUUCCGGUGGAGACCGGGAGAUAUCUGUCCCAAUUGUUGAUCUAAAUGACCCAAAUGCCCUUAAGCUCAUUGGACAUGCAUGCAAAACUUGGGGUGCCUUUCAAGUCACCAACCACGGCAUCCCAACCCACCUUCUUGAUGACAUUGAGACCGCCGGUCGGAGCCUUUUCUCUCUUCCGGUUCACCAAAAACUCAAGGCCGCUCGCUCCCCUGAUGGCGUCUCCGGCUACGGUUUGGCUAGAAUUUCUUCCUUUUUCCCAAAGCUCAUGUGGUCCGAAGGCUUCACCAUCGUUGGUUCACCUCUUGAACAUUUUCGCCAGCUUUGGCCCCAAGAUUACGCCAAAUUCUGUGAUAUAAUUGAAGAGUACGAAACGGAGGUGAAGAGGCUAGCGGGGAGGCUGAUGUGGCUCAUGCUCGGUUCUUUGGGCAUAACAAAGGCCGACGUCAAAUGGGCUGGCCCGAAAGGUGAUUUCAAAGGGGCCUCUGCUGCUCUACAAUUGAACUCUUACCCGGCUUGUCCGGAUCCGGAUCGGGCCAUGGGUCUUGCUGCCCAUACCGAUUCAACCCUCCUCACAAUUCUCCACCAAAACAGCACUAGUGGGUUGCAAGUGCUCAAAGAGGGAAGUGGGUGGAUCACAGUUCCGCCCGUAGAAGGAGCUCUGGUGGUGAACGUGGGUGAUCUCCUCCACAUUUUGUCAAACGGGUUGUACCCGAGUGUCCUCCACCGGGCGGUUGUGAACCGGACCCGGCACCGGUUGUCCAUAGCCUAUCUUUAUGGGCCACCCUCUAGUGUCAAAAUAUCACCACUCCAAAGACUAGUAGGCCCAGGCCGUCCUCCCCUCUACCGGCCGAUCACUUGGAAUGAGUACCUUGGCACUAAGGCAAAGCAUUUCAACAAAGCACUUUCUUCUGUUAGACUUUUUUCUCCCGUAAAUGGAUUGAGCGAUGUAAAUGAUCAUAGUGCAGUCAAAGUUAAUUAAUUACACUAUUAAUAAUGAUAAUAAUAAUAAUAAUAAUAAUAAUCCAAUUUUCAUCCUAUUUUUUUUUU
Messenger RNA from Humulus lupulus (European hop), 1435 nucleotides. Its product is annotated as gibberellin 3-beta-dioxygenase 1-like. The coding region runs from base 261 to 1367 and encodes 368 amino acids. The record is from RefSeq and is a predicted model, not a curated record. Lineage: Eukaryota; Viridiplantae; Streptophyta; Magnoliopsida; Rosales; Cannabaceae. Gene Ontology annotation, biological process: gibberellin biosynthetic process; response to light stimulus. Gene Ontology annotation, molecular function: gibberellin 3-beta-dioxygenase activity. The transcript is spliced from 2 exons.